Aspergillus campestris IBT 28561 is the source of this 1026-nucleotide messenger RNA. Its product is annotated as zinc finger protein. NCBI's taxonomy places the organism in Eukaryota, Fungi, Ascomycota, Eurotiomycetes, Eurotiales, Aspergillaceae. The record is from RefSeq and is a predicted model, not a curated record. The transcript has a single exon. Bases 1 to 1026 code for a protein of 341 amino acids.
AUGGCCCAAUUCCACAAAAUCGGCCAAGGCUUUUGCGGCACGGUUUGGGCAUCCAGCACUACAGGGCCCGCCUUCAAGCGCGAAGACGGUGGCCCUGGCAGAUCGCUAGAGAACGACUACCAGAUGCACCAGAUUGUCCAACACAGCCUGAACCAGACAACCAUCAAAAACAGCCAUCUCCGAGUCCAAGUCUCAGACUGCCAUUGCUUUAUCAGACCCGAUACAGAGGAAGAUCGAGAAUGGUGGAAAGACAACCUCCACCGCUUCCCGCCGGGAUACGCCCCGUGCAAUACCCUCCAGUCGCAGCGCAUUCCGCCAUUCCCGCUGCAUACUAGGGAGUUGCUCGUUAGCAGAUUCUGUCCGGCGGAGCUUAGAGAGGAGAUUCUAAAGAGUAAGGCUAACGAGGAUUGUCUCGUCAGACCGUACCUUGGUCGAAGACGCAUUCGCCAGCAUGGUUCCACACCCCUUGGUUCUGAUCCUGCUCCCCGGCGUCGAGUGAGAUCGUUCUUCUCGCUGCGGAAUUAUCCCCUCCAUGUGGACCAGAUGGAGAAGUUGGGCAUUCCUGCUAGAGAUAUCCGGCUUUACGCGCGGAUGAUGGCCAACGCCCUGGCUACUUUGCAUUGGGUGGGUGAGAUCGACGCGAAUGAUGUCGAGUUUGUGCUUGCUCCUCCGCCUCCUCCUUCUCCUUCUACUACUACUACCACUCAAAGCACACAAAACCCCUCCAACAUAAUAUCCAAUGUGCUUGGAAGCCACACCAUGUGGAUUCUAGAUUUCGACCUGUGCAGGAGUCUCCCUAUCAACGCGGCGGGCAUGGAGCAAGCGGCGACGGCUUUUCUGCGUAACGACCCGUUUUAUCCUCGUCCGGGCAGAGACGAUCCAAAGUUGUGGAAUGCGUUUCGCGAGCAGUACCUCCGCACCGCUGAGGAUUGUUGUUGUCGAUUGACGGUGGGUUGUUCGUCGGAGGCGAAGAAGCGGUUGUUGCUUUCGAGGCUGUUUGUUGAGUUGGUUGAGAAUGGGCAUUAG